Messenger RNA from Vanessa tameamea, 1765 nucleotides. RefSeq lists its product as uncharacterized. NCBI's taxonomy places the organism in Eukaryota, Metazoa, Arthropoda, Insecta, Lepidoptera, Nymphalidae. The transcript is spliced from 11 exons. Bases 132 to 1460 code for a protein of 442 amino acids. The record is from RefSeq and is a predicted model, not a curated record.
CCAAGUUAUUUUCAUGUCACACUGAUUAGUUUUAAAUAAAUUAUAAACACUGUACUUAUAUUAUACUUUAAAAUAUAAACUAUAUUUAGGACUAAAGCAAGAUAUCAAGUGUUUAUAAUAAAGACUAAAUUAUGUCAGACUACGAAGAACCAGCGGCGAAAAUGUCGAAAAUAGAGAUGACACCAAAGGAACAUCAAGAUGAACUAGACGAGGGUCAAGAGGAAUGGCUCAGUGAAGGUAUUCUCACAGAUGACGACUAUAAUCCUGCUAAUGAACAAGAAUCGAAUCCUAACACGAGCCAAGAAGACACCUUAGCCAGUAUACCAGACACAGCUGAUGCGAGCUACAUGAAUGAGAAGGUAUUACAGACGGACACGAAGUCGGAAAACGUGGAACAGGACCUUGAUAGUAUGGAGAACUCGAAUCAGACGGAGUUUCCUGGUGAGUUAGGGGCAUUCCUCAUAAGGAAGACGGACGUCAAAGCUGUUGAAUCGAAGAAGGCGGAGAGCGAACUCGACGAGUCCACGAAAUAUUCCGACGAUGACGGUCACGACACUGAUGAGUUACUUCGGAUGCUCGGGGAGGAUGACAGUAAGAAGGAAAUGAAAAAGGUUGAUCACAAGCGAACCCAGGAGUCCCAGUCGAGUGAUUACGAUGAUGAAUAUAUAUUUGAAGGUACUAAAGUAGCAAGAUUAAAAAUAGCAAAGAAUGCUAUAUUGAAAAAGUAUCCGACGAAGGCCGUGCCGGAGGAAACGAGCGACAGAGACGGGGAUAGCGAUAUGUCGUCCGACGAGGGUCUUACUGUGAAGCGUAUGUUCGGUGUGACGAAGCGAGGGAACGUGGCUGCUAAGAGUACAGCCAGACCCGACAUACACGCCGUCAAGAUGGUCACCAACAAAAUGGUCAGCGUACAACGAUCUAGUGCGUCCGAUAAAUCCAAAGUUCCAUCAACGCCGAUAUCGAAGUCCACGUCGGGUCCGAAGUCGCAGUCCAAGGUCCAGAGGCCGGAGCCGGACGAGAUCAUCGACGAGGAGGAGUUCUUGGAAGAUGACCAGUUCGAUCUGGACGAGGAUUUGGGGUCUUCGAUGGAGGGCGAGGACGAGGGGGAGGGGGGCCAGCGCCUCAUGCGGCCCGAGCGCAUGGACGAGGACGCGCCCAGCGAUCCCGACUCGCACUCCGACGACGACAGCCUCUACGACGAGCUGCCGUCAUCGGACUCGGACGACUUGAACGAGUGGUUCACCCUCGACGUGCGCGCCGAACGCGCCGGGGACUACAUCCCCCUGCUGGGUGCUAAAGCGCACCAGCUGCUGUUGGCGGAGAAGCAGCGCGUGUCCACUCGCCUCUCGACGCUGAAGCAGAGCAUGUCGACCCUCAACGAGAGCAGUUCCCAGCAGGCGGAGAUGCUGCGCCGCGCCACCCUGCAGCUGGCCGAGCUGGACGCCGCCCUCAAGGCCUAGGGCACACGAGUGAAAGUGUUCAGUGAAUUGUGUAAAGUGAAGUGAAGUGUUGUCAACGGAGACUUGAUUUAUAUAUCUAUUUGCAAUGGAUACGAGGCUGGCUGGCAGUUCUGGUUUGCAGCUGCAACCCUAUUUUUAUGUACAGAAGGACAAAUCAAAUAAAAGAUGGGGCUGCUAGAUAAUUUCACUGUUAUUUAUGAUUUCUUGUGCUCAUAAUAUAUAAAGAGCUAUUCAUACCGGCUUUGAAUGAGAAUAAAUGUCUACACAACAAUUACAUUGAUAGAGAAACUUUAAAAAAAAAGGGU